UCUUUCUAAAAUUCCAAAUGAACUUUCAGAGGGUAAUUGCCGGGUCUAUUGAAGUCCUAUGUUCCAUAUAACAAACUUGUUACUAUUUUCUUUUUUCGGAUGUCAGCGGGGGACCCUCCUAAAAAAGUGGAGUAUAUGAUUCUGUAAUGUAAUCGCUAUUUCUUCUACUUGUAACUGGUCCAUGUUACAAGUUACAACAGUCGCCGUUGCUCCACUUUUCCGACAUGCUUCUUGUUAAACCCUACCGGAGGGCCCUCCAUAGCUCAGCUCGGCAGGUCCAACCCAAAACCCUAGACUCACCAUUCCCUUCUUCCUCCGAUAUCAUUUUUGUGAACAGGGCAGUUUCUAUCCUCAAAGGCCACGACCCAAUUCCCUUAAACUCCUUAUCUUCUCAAUUCACACCUCAAUAUGCUUCUUCCCUACUUUCCCAAUCCCAGUUUGAUAAACCCCUUGUUCUAAGAUUCAUCAACUGGGCACGUCAUCGCCAAUUCUUCAACCUUCAGUGCAAGUGCAUUUCCAUUCAUAUCCUCACUCGUUUCAAGCUCUACAAGACCGCCCAAUCUCUCGCCGAGGACGUCGCUGUGAAAUCUGCCGAUGACAAGGGUGAAUUUGUCUUUUUAUGUCUCAAGGACACUUACCAUUCUUGCAAGUCUAGCUCUGCUGUGUUUGACUUGAUGGUAAAAUCUUACUCUCAUUUGAAAAUGAUUGAUAAAGCCAUGAAUGUCUUCGAAUUAGCUAAGUCUAAUGGGUUUAUGCUUACUGUUUUGUCCUAUAAUUCUAUUCUUGAUGCGUUGAUCAGGGUCUCACGUAAUGGGUCUUUUGAAUUAGCUCAAAAGUUUUAUGAUGAUAUGGUUAAUUCUGGGGUUUCGCCCAAUGUUUAUACUUACAAUAUUAUGAUCCGGGGGCUUUGUGUAAAAGGGGAUUUGAAUAAGGGUUUGGCUUUUUUCAAAGAAAUGGAAAAAUGUGGCUGCUUGCCUAGUGUUGUAACAUAUAACACAAUAAUCGGUGCUUACUGUAAAAUAGGUAAGGUUGAUGAGGCAGUUGAACUUUUGAAACUAAUGCAAGUUAGGAACUUGGAACCAAGUGUGGUCACGUAUAAUGCUAUUAUUAAUGGGUUAUGCAGAGAAGGAAGGAUGAAAGAGACGAGUGAGGUUUUGAAAGAUAUGAGGGGAAAGGGAUUAGUUCCUGAUGAAGUGACGUAUAACACUCUGGUAAAUGGCUAUUGCAGAGAGGGUAAUUUUCAUCAAGCACUUGUUUUGCACUCGGAAAUGUUAAGGAAUGGGUUGUCUCCAGAUGUUGUGACCUAUACUUCUUUGAUCAACAGCAUGUGCAAGACUGGGAAUUUGCAUCGCGCGAUGGAAUUCUUUGAUCAAUUACGUGCUAGGGGAUUAUAUCCUAACGAGAGAACUUACACGACAUUAAUUGUUGGCUUCUCUCAGCAGGGUUUUAUGAAUGAGGCUUAUAAACUUUUGAAUGAAAUGAUUUCAAGUGGCUUUUCCCCUUCAAUUGUGACUUACAAUGCUUUAGUUAACGGGCAUUGUGCAUUGGGCAGGAUGGAAGAUGCUUUAAGUGUAAUUCAAGAGAUGGAACGGAGAGGGGUGGUCCCAGAUGUUGUAACUUAUAGUACAAUGAUAUCUGGGUUUUGUAGAAACCACAAUUUGGAAAGGGCAUUCUGUGCUAAGCAGCAGAUGGUUGAGAAAGGGGUUUCACCUGAUGUUAUUACUUAUUCAUCCCUAAUUCAAGGUCUUUGCGAGCAGCAAAGCUUGACUGAAGCUCGUGAGCUUUUCCAGGAGAUGCUGAGAGUGGGUAUUCAACCUGAUAAGUUUACAUAUACUACACUUAUUGGUGCAUACUGUUUAAAAGGGGAUAUUAAAGGCGCUCUUAACCUGCAUAAUGAAAUGAUAAACAAGGGUUUCUUUCCUGAUGUCGUCACUUACAGUGUCCUAAUCAACGGGCUCAACAAACAAGCUCGCACUAGAGAAGCAAAAAGGCUUCUGUUCAAGUUGUUGUAUGAGCAAUCCGUUCCUAAUAGUGUCACAUAUGAUAUGCUGAUUGAAAGUUGCAAUGAUCUUGAUUUUAAGAGUGCAACAGAUCUUAUUAAAGGAUUCUGCAUGAAAGGUUUGUUAGAUGAAGCGGACAGAGUUUUUGAGUUGAUGCUGCAAAAAGACAAGAAGCCUAGUGAAGCGGCUUACAAUCUGCUUAUACAUGGUCAUUCUAGGGGUGGGAAUUUACAUAGAGCCUUGCAUCUUUAUAGAGAAAUGGUAAGUUUUGGGUUUGUUCCUCAUACAGUUAGUCUUAUUGUGCUGAUGAAAGAACUAUUUAAAGAAGGGAUGAGUGAAGAAUUACAUCAAGUAAUUCAAAGCACAUUGGGGUCCUGUAAACUUGCUGAUGGUGAGCUAGCAAAAGGUAUUGUUGAUGUAAACUACAAGGAAGGGAACAUGGAUGCAGUAUUCAAUGUACUUACUGAUAUGGCCAAGGAUGGCCUUUUUCCGAAUAGUGGGAAAACUGCUUUUUCUCACAUGCCAUGAUAAAGUAUUUAUCAUCUGGAAUGAUCACACUACUUUUGUCAUGUGCAUGUUAGAGUGCAUCAAGCAGCAGAAAACUGGGCUGCAACAUGUUGCUUUCCACUCCUCUAUGUUUCUCAUACCAUUGUGAACAUAGGAAAACAGUUGGAAAACUUCUUUUCAGAAAACAGUUGCUAGAAAUCCUCUGAAAUAGAGUUGUUGGGAAGCUGUCACCUUAUUCAGUCAAGCAACUUUCUCGUUCGAUAUGGUUAAUUUCCUGAUUUGCUUGUAAUUCAACAGUUUCCCACAAGCUGGAAGAAAUGGCACCAUCUAUCAAGGCAUGCGGAGAAUAUGGAACACCAUCCUUGCUUGCAUAUGGUGGGCAGAUUGGAAAGAGAAAUUGAGAUGUUAUGAAUACAAAGCCAACUAAUUUAGAAGGUAAACUUUAACUGUAUAGUUUUGCGUUUCUUUAGGGGUGUAAACAACAACUUGUAAAUGGGGCAGAUAUGUUGGGAUUCAUGAACCCCACUCGUGGGAUUACAGUUGUUGUUUCAUGGAAUUUCCUCCAUUGAUAGAAGGGAGGUUUUUGGCUUUUGGGGUCAUCUUGUACUAUUUAAAGAUUAAAGCUCCUCCUUAGUGCUGAACUGCUGAUUGUUUUAUUAAGAACACCUUCCCUUUCAAAAAACAUGACACUAUCAUAUUAAUCAUUCCCUCCCAGCAUCUAUGUCAUGUAUCUCAUGUAAACAUUGCCUUUUGUAUUGGCUGAUUAACUGAGCCCAUGCCAACUAGAUAUACCAUACUCUCAUGUCUUUCUGUAAUAUAUCUGCUCUACGUUAAUUGUUGGUCCAUAUAUCAAAAAUGUGUUGGCAAAAAGCUGAACACCCUUUUUUUUUUAAAGUAAAGGCUGAACGAUGUUUCAAAUCCCUUUAAGCAAUAAGUAGGGGUUUAUUUGGAACAGGUGAAUCAAAAAUAAGAAAGAGACGAGUUCUGUUUGAGAAAGUGUGCAAAUUUCAGAUGAUGUUCCUAAAAUUGGUGGUCAAUGCAAGUUAGCGAAAGCUGAGCAUUUUAGUACAAGCUAUAAUAGUCCUCAGUUUGCCUUGUGGCUACGGGGUUGCGGCAAGCAUGUCACAGCUAGUUGCUUCAUGGAGUGCAAAAUUGGCAUUGACAUAAUCUCUCCUCAUGCAUUUGGAAGUGAAAGCAUGCUGCCUUUAACAAGAAUCCAUGUUUAACUGUAUCGAUGAUGUUUCCUUGGUUAGAUGCUGGACCUCUCAAUAUUCGUUCAAAAUUGCCCCUGGCUUUUAUGUUGGUCCACUCCAACAUUAGCAGUUUGUUCCCAGAGCAACUCUGGUGCUAUAUAUUCUUCAUAUUUCUUACAUCAAUUUUAAGCAGCUGAACGGCACCCCCGUGUUUUGGAAAGUCUGGUUAUGCAUGCUUAGUAGUGUUUUAUUUGAUUUACCAAAA
Messenger RNA from Nicotiana tabacum (common tobacco), 3965 nucleotides. Its product is annotated as pentatricopeptide repeat-containing protein At5g39710. The record is from RefSeq and is a predicted model, not a curated record. Gene Ontology annotation, molecular function: protein binding. Lineage: Eukaryota; Viridiplantae; Streptophyta; Magnoliopsida; Solanales; Solanaceae.